Messenger RNA from Parnassius apollo (apollo), 402 nucleotides. NCBI's taxonomy places the organism in Eukaryota, Metazoa, Arthropoda, Insecta, Lepidoptera, Papilionidae. The record is from the annotation of a GenBank genome assembly.
AUGUCGUUUAUUCUUAGUCAAGAUACUCCAAAUACAGGACUGGAUAGUGAAAAUGCAACAGAAAAUGGGACUGAAGCCCAAGAGACUAGUAGCAUUGCUGACCAAGAAGUACUUUCAGAAACAACAGACUCUCUGCUUUCCUCUGUUCCCUCUCCAAAACCACGUGCUUCUAAGAAGUCCAAGACUGCAGAUCCCAUUUUGGAAAAGGCUCAAAACAUUAUACUUGAAGCAGGUGAAAAAAGAAGAAAUGAAUUUGCUGGUUUUGCAGAGCAUAUAGCAAACAAGUUAAGUAAAUAUGAUGGCUAUACCCGUGCUCAGGCAGAAUUCAACAUAAUGAAAAUUUUAUUUGACUGUGACAUGGGGAAAUCCAGCUUCGUUUACACAGAGUCCUGCUGGCGAUAG